Chrysemys picta bellii (western painted turtle) is the source of this 2848-nucleotide messenger RNA. RefSeq names its product exostosin like glycosyltransferase 2 (gene EXTL2). Gene Ontology annotation, molecular function: glycosyltransferase activity. The record is from RefSeq and is a predicted model, not a curated record. Gene Ontology annotation, cellular component: membrane. Lineage: Eukaryota; Metazoa; Chordata; Testudines; Emydidae.
GCUGGGCUGUUUGUGGAUGUGCUGUGGCUCGCAGCUGAGCUCCUUUAGCCAGAGCCUGCGGAGGAGACAUGCCUGUGAUCGUUCCUCCUUGCUGCAGCCAUUUACAGCUACACUUCUCCGUCCCGAAUCCUUUCCUGGAUGUUCAAAAAAUGACCUUUCCUUGAGUCUGUCCUCUCUCACCACCCAGAAUCCUCUGUGGUGCGCCCAUAAGUACCUCCUUCCUAAAUCAAAAUGAUCCUCUUUUUACUGCAUAGCUUCGCUGCUUGACCCAGCCCCCUAGACACCGCAGCUUGAAAGCGCAGUUCAGGAAAAUCAAUAAUUUGCUUGCAGAUCACUUUCAUCUUUUGAUAGGCGAGAGAAGCUGUAUGGAUCCUCCCUCCGCCAACACACACACCAGUCCAGGGACGCAUUCUAUACAGCAAUUUCUUUAGCUAUUUGAUUUGUAUGCAUUUUAUACAGCGUUCUCCGAGGCAGUCAAAUCCUAACACUUUCUUGAAAGAUUAUGUUGUUACUAAAUAAAAACUACCGAAGGUGGUUGCAAAAUCCUCACUGUACUAUAAUAUCCUACACGGUAGAAUAGUAUUUGUAUCAGCGAAGGCGUGAAUAGGUUAGAUACAUAGAUUUCCCUUUUAUUUUCUAUCUAAAUGAACUUCACAUAAUUAUUAUAUCUUGCUUUUCUGUCUGACCCGCUAUCUAUAGAGAAAUAUUUGUAUUUGAACGGGAAUGAGUAAGAGAUUUAAUAAUAGAGACUGUAAGAGAAAUAAGGGAAAUUUAGUUUUAUACAUUCUCAGGUAUAUUUCAAGGUGAACUUCUCCUCCCAUAAAACAGAUGGGUACCAUCUGUGACACUGAAAACAAACACAUGCAAAAAAUAUCUGACUCUCUGUAAGAAUCAAAGCUUGAUUGAAAGAAGAGUUGAGACAAACUGUUAUGGUCGGGAUAAAGCAUGAACUACAAAUUCGAGCCUGCUGGGAGGAGGAGUGUUUUCAUCCAGCAGGAAGUACUAUGCCACAGAAAGGGAAGGUAAUACGGGCUUGUUCCAGCCCUUCUGCUUAAUCUCUUAUGUUGGGAUGAGGAGAGGAGGGGUUUUCUAUCAAUGUUGUUGACAUAAAAAUACAACCAGUGCAAGUUAACUGAGUUUACAAAAAAUGUGCAGACUUCUUAUGCUCGGUUAAAAAAAUCUCCAUUCUUCCUCAUGUAAAUCAAGGCUUAGACAAAUAAGCUGCCUGGCUCACGGUCUCCAGCAUUCUAGAUCCAUGCAGAAUUGAUUUCACCUAAUCAGCACCAUCCUUUAAAACAGACCAAAAUAAACCCAGUCCAACUUGGCAAAAAUGAGAUGUCAUCACAUCUGUAAGCUACCAGGAAGAGUUAUGGGAAUCCGACUACUUCGCUUCUCUUCUGUGGUGAUCUUUGUCUUACUCCUUGUGGCAGGUGCUUUAAUGGCUUUGCUUCCUAACAUUAAAGAUGACAAAAUGCCCAAUUUGCGAAGGGAACCAAAAUCCCAGAGCCAAUCCGCCUUGGAUUCAUUUACUCUUGUUAUGCAGACAUACAAUAGAACUGACUUAUUGUUGAAGCUCUUAAAUCAUUAUCAAGCCAUCCCCCAUCUACACAAAGUGGUGGUUGUGUGGAACAAUGUUGGGGAGAAGACACCAGAGGAAAUGUGGAAUUCCCUGGGACCCCAUCCUGUACCUGUUGUCUUCAAAGUGCAGACCGUGAAUCGCAUGAGGAACAGACUCCAGAUCUUCCCUGAAUUGGAAACAAAAGCUGUUUUAAUGAUGGAUGAUGACACACUGAUUAGUGCCUAUGACCUUGCUUUUGCCUUCUCUGUUUGGCAGCAAUUUCCAGAUCAGAUAGUGGGAUUUGUUCCUAGAAAGCAUGUUUCCACUUCUUCAGGUAUAUACAGUUAUGGCAGCUUUGAAUUGCAGACACCUGGAUUUGGAAAUGGGGAUCAGUACUCCAUGGUUCUCAUAGGAGCAGCAUUCUUUCACAGUGGAUACCUAGAACUCUUUCAAAAGCAGCCUGAUGCUGUUCACACUUUGAUAGAUGAAACUCAAAACUGUGAUGAUAUUGUUAUGAAUUUUCUAGUGGCCAAGCAUACUGGAAAGCCUUCAGGAGUGUUCGUGAAACCUGUUGACAUAAGGAAUUUAGAAAAAGAGACUAACAGUGGUUAUUCCGGAAUGUGGCACCGAGCAGAGCACUUGCUACAAAGAUCUUACUGUCUAAAUAAAUUGGUUAAUAUUUAUAACAGUAUGCCAUUAAAAUAUUCUAACAUUAUGAUUUCUCAGUUUGGGUUCCCUAAUUAUGCCAAUCACAAGAAUAAAAUGUAAGAAUGUAUAAUAAAGGGGUAUAAGUUACACAUCAAACAGUAAAUUCAAGUCAGUGUAAGUUAAAUGCUGAGGGACCAGAAGAAGGCAUGCAUUACUCCAGCUUGUCCUCCUUUACACAUAGCCUCUGAAUUUUGCCCACAGUAUUUUCUUUCCCCAGUGUAAGUUAUUGGAAAGUAUAAAGAACAGUGUGUGUGUAAUGUUCACUUAUCAUAAAACCACCUUCAUCUCUUAAUACUUGAGAAGCUGUUAUUGUCAAAAUUACAGGGCCAGACCUUCAAAAGCAUGUGCAGAAAAAUGUACAAUCACUUGUUGCACGCAUAUGAAGAACUUAAUUUCUAUUUCUUUAGAAUAUAUUUACCCAAUCAAAUGAUAUUUUGGCAUAUUUGUGUUGUUUAUAUAUAUACAGGUCUGUCUCAUCUUACGCGGGGGUUCCGUUCCGUGGUUAGUGCAUAAAGCGAAAACCGCAUAUAACCAAAACCCCAUUGAGUUCAAUGGCGGGUGAAAUCGCCCGCACUACAGGUA